AUGAGUAACAGAGAGGAAGACAAUAAAAAAGAAGAAAACAGUUUUUUGCGAGACUUGGGAAUGGGAGACACAGACCCUUAUAUAUCUUCAGCAAGCGCGUAUGGUAUGACUGACGCAUAUAUGGACCCCUAUUCAAUGAAUCAGAUGGUGCCACAAUACCCUCAAACUUCACUUCCUCAACAAUUUGUGCAACCAACAACUCAAUCUGCUAUACCAGCGCAACAAGUGAGUGUACAACCUUCAGUCAUACAACAACCAGAAGUACAACAACCAAAUGAAACACCACAAAACAAUACUAUUCAGGACAUUCCAAGUGCACCAAACGCCCCAAUCGUUCCAACACCAAUGGAGGUCCACCAACCAACAGUACCACAACAAGUUACUCCAUCAGAGCAAGUAACACAGCAACAGCCAAUUGUGCCAAUGGAAGAAAUUUUACCAGUGCCACAAGAACAAUCCCAACCAACACAAAUCACUGAACAAACUCCACAAAAACAAGUGGAAGUCCAAACCAUGAUGGAGGAAGUCCCAAUAAACAAGGACACCAUUGUGGAGCAAGAAGACGCGAACGAAAAGAUGUCAGAGGACGAUGACGAGUAUAACGAGGAAGACGCAAAGAAAUUUUAUUGUGAAGAAAAGCCGCUCCACAAACUUCCACAUCCCCUUCAAAUCUUAGAGCAGCGACGCCCAGGAAAAGAUGUGCGCAAAGAAUUGAAAAAUCCAAAUGGGAUGAUCGAAUUGUUUUCCAACGUUGUCUUUGUUGCGAAUUUACCGGAGAACACAACCGAACAGAGUAUAACUACAUUACUGGGCACCAAGUACCCACUGAAGCGAAUUAAACUGUUUGCAGACAAGCACCACUGUUUCAUAACAUUUUACACCCGAACAACCGCAAUGGAAGCAUUCAGAUUUUUUGCAACGACCGAGACAGCAAAGGGGGUGUACUACAAAGUCUCGUGGGGAAGGGAGUACUGUAUGAAGGGGCAAUUGUUUGACGAAAAGUACGGGAGGUGCACACUCAAUGCAGACAACAUUCCAGACGACAUUAUAGUCUGUUUUGAUCACUCGUAUGUGAUGGCCGAAGAUCUUCAACUUGUUUACGGUAAAAUCUGUCCACAGGCAUAUUUGCUCAAACUUGCGGAUGAGGAAAGACAUAGAGAGAAAGUUGUUGACAACAAAAAGGACUUCAGAGAAGGGUAUGACCCACGAAACCAACAAAGAGACUCGAGAGAUCAAAAAAGAAGAGACUAUAGAGGAUAA
Entamoeba invadens IP1 is the source of this 1260-nucleotide messenger RNA. RefSeq lists its product as hypothetical. Gene Ontology annotation, molecular function: RNA binding. The transcript has a single exon. The record is from RefSeq and is a predicted model, not a curated record. Lineage: Eukaryota; Evosea; Mastigamoebida; Endamoebidae. The coding region runs from base 1 to 1260 and encodes 419 amino acids.